GCAGUCCCCCGCCUCCCCUCCCUCUCCUCCCUCGCUCUCUCUCUCUCUCUCUGACUCUCUCUCUCACAUAUGGCGUUCCUUCCGUCCCCUUGCCUCUCUAGGGUUCUAUUUUCUUCUGUAUCAGCAAGAUUGCUGAGCGAAUUGUUCGAUUUAUAGUUAAAAUUCUUCUUCUUGGGAUUAUUGUUCCCUUUUUUUUUUGGGAGAGACAGAGAGGGAGUCUGAAGAAAUGGCGAGUUGCGAGGAGAUGUUGAUGGGGAUCUUCGAUACGAGGAACCGGAUUGUGAGGCAGCUAAAGGAGCAGCAGCAGCUAUUCGACCAAGCCCUCCAUUCGUCGCUUCUUCUCAGAGGCAUCCAACCGCCGGCGUGGCUCUCCGGUGCCAGAGCCACGACGGUAACUGGGGAUCGCUGUCAUCCUGGGAGCAAAGAAGAUCUAGUUCCUGGUCUACUAAUCCCGCCACAUAAGCAGAUUGCCAACUCCUGUGUUGGUUGCUGCACUUAUAAUAAGUCAGAAGCUCUGUAUUCUAUAGGGACCCAUGAUUUUAAUAAAGAAUUCAAGACAGACAAUAUGUCAACAUUAAUGAAAGGAGAUAUUCGGGAACCUAAUGGCAAUGAGAUAUGCGGUGAUAGUCAAAAUGGUGACCCUCCACCCCAAACUGCUGCAAUGCCUUCUGAAGUUUGUAUUGCACCGGAUCGCUCCUUGGAGAAAAUUACACGGUCGAGAUCAAGGCAACGAGCAUUAGAGCAGCGUAACAGUGAAAAGAAAAGGGAAACUGAUGACAAGAAAGCUGCUGAAAACGAAAAUACAGGGAGAGUUGCAUCGUCCAGGUUUGCUUGUCAGCAGUCGAAUAUUGGGGUACGCUCAAUGGACCCAUUGAAAUAUCGCAAAGGUUUUGGAACUGAAAAGACAGUUCACCCUUUGAACUCCAAGGAGGUGUCAAUUCGUGACGACAAGAUAGGAUGUAGAAUUUUGGGUUAUGAAAGUUCUGCAAGGAAUAGAGCAACACAACAAAUGCAUGAUGGAAAUGUUUGCCCACCUUGUGGUUUAUCUUCAGUUGAAAUUGCAAAAGCUGCUGAAAGACAGCCGGUUUAUGGAAAUAUGUUGGCAAUUCAGCCCAAAGAGCUGAUGUUCGAUGAUAUGGAAGAUUGCAGUGUGAAGGAUAAACGUCCUGAUUUAGAUGAUGAGCAAAUCUUCGAAAGCGAGCGUCUUGAGAAAAACAAGAACAUGCAGCCAGAGUCGGCUAAUUUAGCGAACUUGGAAGACUUCUCUGAACAGAUACAGAGAGAAAUGGUCGUAUCUGGGGACGAUCUGUCAGCAAAUGAAAGCUCACAAAUUGGGAUGACCACCAUGGACGCUUCAGAAGGUAAUAUGAUGCAGGAUGUUUUAUCUUCAGCUGAGCAGUUGGCAGAGGUAAGGAAGUUGGUUGAUUCACUGAAUGUUCAGUCCCCAGAAGGUAGUAGUUGCUCUCAUCUUCAACAGGGAAUUGAUGAUACAAUGCCAAACAAAGAGGUUAGUGAUGUUACUCUCAGAAAAUCGACCAAUUCAUCUCGGGAACACAUAAAAAGCGAAAGAAAAGUCACUGACACAAAAAACAAAAGAGAAGUCACAGAAGGGGAUGUCUCAGAAGUUAACCUGGAUACCACUAGGUUUUCGUCGAGUGAUCAAUUGAAGAUCAGAAAGCUAUCAGAUUCAGCAAAUCUUCAACCUAGAGAACAAGGUGCCUCUGUUGGCACUCAGAGGAGGAUUACACGAUCAAUGUCAUCCUGUUUCCUCAAUGGAGGAGAAGAUACCCAAAGACAAACGGCUUCUGUCACUGGAAAUCAGAAUCGUGGAGCUUCUUCCUCACUUAAGCGGUUGCAGAAAGUAGAUGAGUUUGUGCAUUCAAACAGUUUGCAUGUUAGAGAUCUAGAUUAUUCUCUGAAGGAUAUGGUGAACGAAACCGUGGGAAUUGCCCUUUGUGGUACUGUAGAUAAGAGUGUUGCAGUCUUGAAUAUAUCGCCCAAGAAUUGCAAGACAGGAAGUAAGGCUUCUUACUUCCUGCGAAAUCGUUCUCUUACCCAUCAAAGAAAUGUUGAUGCGUCUCUUAUGGCGGGCAGUAAUGGAAGCAAGCCACGUCAUUCUUCUCAAAGCUUCAUGUUGAGUGAAAACCCCAUGGGAUAUGUUUGUAACCUCUCACGUCCAGCAUACUGGAUGCAACCAAAUAAUGAUAACCAACUGAAUCCUAAAGCUAUUACUGCACCAUCAAUGAUGGGAGGCAACCUGCAGACUCAAAAUGAGGAUGCUGAAUCUGCAAGUGGAAUUUCAGAAGCCAUAGUAGAAUCCCAUAAUGACACAUCUAAUCAAAUUCAUGCUGCGGAUUCGGAUUUGGAUGCUCGGUUUGAUGGUGUUGAAGCCCAUCAGUCUACGAAACAAUCUGAUAUAGAUCGAUUGCAAUCUUUGCCUUUGUCGCAAGCAGGCUGCUCUCCAAUUUUCUUACAAGAGGUUGAACAUGAUUUGAAGGACCAGUAUGCAUCAACACCUUCGGCAUUUCAGAAGACUUCGGUCGCUUCCCCACGUGGUUCUGAAUUUGAAGAGCAAGUAAAUGAAGCUUCUGAUCAUCCGUUAACGAACCAGCAAGGAUCAGAAAGGCUUGCUAUUACUGUUCUAGACAACAACAAGUGCUCGGAUCCGAAAGAUGAUCUGCAGCGACUUGGUGGGACUAAACCUCAAGUUAUGAGUGUGGAUUAUUCUGUGGAGGAGAAGGCUGGUUCUUGCGUGUCUGAUACGCAUCAUACAGGUGACACUGAACAAGACUUGGAGAAAAAACAGCCAUCUCAAGAAAAAGAAUUUGUUUCGCCAUCUUGUCCUGCAAGUCGGACCACUGUUUGCGAUUCUCUUGAUUACUCUGGUAAACAUUCAUCAACAUUUGGGGUUGACGACUCACUGCCAGUGUUCGAAGGAUUCAGUGUAGGUCUCCCUAUUUUUUGUGGAGAACCACCUGUCAUGGAAGGUAGUAAAUUGUAUGAUUAUUUGGAUUUUUCAAGUUUCAAAACAACUGCUGUUGAUGGUCCUCAGAUAUGCAAGUCGACCUCUUUUCUAACACCACGCUCAAAUGCCACUGCGAAGUAUAAGAUCCAUUCGACUCCAGACGUUUAUCAAUCCUUACCUAAUGGGCUUCUGGAACACAUGAGGGGCUCAUUCCUAUGUAAUGCUGAAGACCUUAAACAUGUUGGGACUACGGUAGGUGAAGAUGGCAUCCUUCAUGAGAUACGCUGCAUUUCAGGUUUGCAAUUGAUGGAUGGUUCCUUGAGGGGUUCUUACUGUGGCUCCACUUCGGGUUCAGAUGCUAAACUUCGGAAGGGUAUUAGGAGCCCCGCUGCCUCAACCCCUGCUACUGGAAAAUUUUCUGAGAGAACUCUCCUGAAAUCGAACAGCAGCAGUUCGGGAAAGCAAUUUAAAAACCCAGAACUUACGUGUUUCCGAAUUGAGGAAGAAGAGACUAAUAUGAACGAAGAAAACGGACACGUGGAUCUUGAUGAUGUUUCUGAAAUAUCUCCCAAACGGAACUGCUCGGGGAUGAAUAUGCCAGAGAACGCGCUUGCGGAUAUCAGCAUGUCGCACUGUGGCUCUUCAGAUAUUAAUGAUGAAGGCGAAACUUUCUUGCACAGCAACAGCACAAAUAGGGAUCACACGCAGACAGCUUUUGCCGGAAAAGAAAGUGGUGUGAGCGAAAGGCACAGUGAUGAGCGAAAAAAUGUCAUGGAUGAUAAAGAGAACCGUUAUCCUUCUUUUUCUGUUGGCAAGUUUGAAAAGGUUUCCAACUUUCUUCCCAAGAGGACCAGUAAGGCGAAAUUGUCGGGGAAUGUGGGAAGGGCGAACGGAAGUCAGGCUGUCAGCGGAAAGGAUAGGAAGCUGAACAAUAUCGUGGCCAACAUUUCAUCCUUCGUACCUCUUAUUCAACAAAAGAAGCCAGUUCCUGCCAAGAGAGAUGUAAAGGUCAAAGCCUUGGAAGCCGCUGAAGCAGCAAAGCGCCUUGAAGAGAAAAAGGAAAUUGAGCGGAAAAUGAGGAAAGAAGCUGCGAAGCUAGAAAGAGAGAAGCUGAUGCUAGAAAAUCUCAAACAAAUGGAAGAACAGAAAAGAAGGGAAGAGGAGAAAAAACAGAAAAGGAGGGCUGAUCUAGCAAAGCGACAGCAGAGGGAAGAGGAAGAGAAAAAAGAGAAGGAAAGGAAGCGCAAACUAAUUGAAGAAUCACGCAAACAGUUCAGAUUAGCUGAGGAGAAAGAACUGCAGCACAAAGUUGAUAAGGACGAAUUCAAGAGGAAAGAGGCGAAAAGACAGAAGGUAGAGAAAGGGCGAGAUGGAAUUGAACAAAUGAAAACCGCACUUUCAGGAACAGGGAUAGUAGGUGCUAGUGAUGCUGGGCCAUCUGAGCAUGUUCGUGGAGAAGGCGAAGCGGUUGCUGUUCUCCGUGACAAGUUAAUCGGCACCAAUACCCUUGCAAACGUAGACAAGGGUUGUUCAUCUGGCAUUGAAGAAACUGAAGAGAUGCAAUAUGAAAUGUCUCCAUAUAGAGGGUCUGAUGAUGAGGAGGAAGAAGAUGAUGACAUGGCUCGAAGAAAAUUUAUACCUUCCUGGGCUAGGAAAGAGAAUUUAAUUCCGGUUCUAUGUAGACAGCAACAUGUUGAUCCUGAUGUAAUUUUCCCCAGUAUAAAAGGGUGCAAUCUAAAUGAAGUUCUUGGAAGCACUAACUUCAGCAGGUAUCGUGAUCGAAACGGACGCGGUGAAAGUGGUUGUUGGUUGAACGAUAGCUUCACCCAGCAAGAAGAGUAUCAGUAUAAACUUAAAAUGGGAUACAUAAAGUUGUAAAUCUUCACCACUGACAUGGUUUCAUGCUUUGAAGCUACUGUCACUACCUCGUGUUGGGUAGGUAGCCCGCUCAUGUUGUACAGUCUGAUUUCAUUAUCUAAUGAAGAUCGUUGUAGAUCUUAUUUUUCCCGGAAA
This is a messenger RNA of Nymphaea colorata (pocket water lily), 4978 nucleotides long. RefSeq lists its product as uncharacterized. Bases 227 to 4843 code for a protein of 1538 amino acids. NCBI's taxonomy places the organism in Eukaryota, Viridiplantae, Streptophyta, Magnoliopsida, Nymphaeales, Nymphaeaceae. The record is from RefSeq and is a predicted model, not a curated record. The transcript has 8 exons.